Messenger RNA from Brassica napus (rape), 4464 nucleotides. RefSeq lists its product as uncharacterized. Gene Ontology annotation, cellular component: nucleus. Gene Ontology annotation, biological process: DNA recombination; DNA repair; DNA replication. The record is from RefSeq and is a predicted model, not a curated record. Gene Ontology annotation, molecular function: DNA binding. The coding region runs from base 3040 to 3876 and encodes 278 amino acids. The transcript has 8 exons. NCBI's taxonomy places the organism in Eukaryota, Viridiplantae, Streptophyta, Magnoliopsida, Brassicales, Brassicaceae.
GACUCUGAUUAAGAGUCUGCUCAUUCACCAAUCUAAUAUGACCAAUAUAAUCUCCGUAUAAAAACAGAACUUGCGUAUAAAAACAGAAGUUAAUCAUCUACGUACUAAACAAUCGAGAGAUGUCUAAUCAACAUAAACAGAUAAGACUGAGAGAUCUUACCAUACAGAUCCCCUCUAAGGUCGCAGGCCGCUUCGAACUGUUCAUAGCCAUGGAAACGGAAUCGAUCUUCAGGAAACCGAAUUGAACUGUAUUUGAGAACAGAGAGGACAGAGUUCGAUGAGAAAGCAAUGGUCAGGUCUGGAUCAGCAACCCGGUACACCUUCUUGGUCUUGGAACCAAAGAAGUUGUUGAGUCUGUAAGUGGAACCGGGAAUCAUGUGUCGCAGAUAAGUGUCCAUCCUCGAUGGUGGGAUGAAUCCCUGAAUCACAGUACCCUGUUCAAAACGACCAAGAAACGUUUGUUAUUAAUCUAUCGGACAACAGAAAACAAAAACAAAAAGGAAAAGUUUUCAUAACAAACCUCUUCGUCGAUCAGAAGAAUCGCUAAACCAAUAAGGAUCUUCGAGAGUGCGUUCCUGGCCUCCCAAAAAUGGAUGAGACGAAACCUUAACUCGUCUGCUUGUGGUCCAAACGUCACAUUUUUGAAGAACACGACGCCAUCGCUUUUGUCGGAGGGGACAUCGGAGCAGACAACGGCCUUGCCGUUACGUUUCUUCGAAGAGGAAUCACCGGAGACGCCGGAUUGGCCAAUAGGUUUCAUCGGUGCGGCGGAGGGUUUCAUCGGUGCGGCGGUGGGUUUCAUCGAUACGGCGGCGGAGACAACGUCCUUUCUGGUAGGUUUCUUGGAGAGAAGAUCGCCGGAAAAGGAGUUUUUACUGUUGAAAUUCAUCGGUUGAGAGGAUAGUAUCGUGUGUAAUCAAACUGGGGGAAUGAUCGGUGUUAUAAAAGAAAUCAGAGAGAGGGAUGCGAAAGGAACCCAUUAAUGGAGGUUAAUGGGGGGUUUGAUGGAGGGUUGAUUGAACAGACGUGAACCGAUAAACGGAAGGAAGUGGAAAGGACGAAAGGGAUGAGAUCGUAGGGAUGAGAUCGUUGUCUGCGCAAGAGAGAAGGAAGUUAGGGUUCGUCGAGACGUCUCGAUGUGGUGCUCUCCGUUUUGUCUAAUUUUGUCUAAGCUAAUGGGCUUACAGGCCAACUCCAUAACGAAAAAAAAAACAUAUUGAAGCCCAAUUAAACUGACGUGGAAGAAACACGCAAUGCGAUUGGUUAAUUAUUAUUGCCGACGUGGAGGGUCUCUCUGAUCAGCUUAUUUGCAUUUUACUUAUUGUAUGAUUCUGUUAAUUUUUAAUUUUGAAUCCUAACUAACCAUAAUUAUUCGUUAUAAUUAGUAGCUAGGCAUUUUUCAAUGCUAUAGUCAAUAUAGAGGAUACAUGAGAAAUCAAUUCAAAUAACAAACAUAUAUGUACAAAAUAAUUAUAUAAUAUGUUAUGUGAAAAUCGAUGCAUAUAAUUGUAUCUAAUAUACAAAAAAUAAUAUCUUAUAUCACUAUAAUUAUAGUUACGAUAUAUGAAAAAGAUGUGAUAUACGUUCGAUAGUGGUUUUACUUUAUUUGCUUGAAACUUAUUCUUGUAAAAGUUAAUAUUUGGUCCACAUGAUUUGUACGUACACAUGAAUUAAUGUGUUUCGUCCCAAAAAUGCAUUAGUACGAUUUUAAUGUAAUGUUAAUAAAUGAUAAAUUUUAGACUAAAGUUUUUGUAAAGUGUUUUUAAGAGUGCCACAAAUAAGUUAGGGAAUGACAUAUAAACAUCAUUUUGUAAUUAAUACAAAACUGAAGAUAUAAUUUUUUUUUUCUGUCAUCAACUUUACGGUUAAUAUAUAACAAUAUAUAAGGGAUCACAAUACUAAAAGACACAUAUACUGAAUUUCUAGGCUGCCACGUCAUCAAAAAUAAUCAGCCAAUCACAACAUUUCGUUUGGCCACGUCAGAUGGGCUUGAGUCUAUUGUGUUACGUUUGGUCCUCAGGUGCUUAAGUUUUUUUGGUUGGGCUUCGUCUGCUUUAGGCUUGGGCCUCAGUUUAUUGUUUUUUCUCGGCAAACCUAACAAAACGCAAAAUAACCUAAAGAACACGGAGGUCUCGAUAAAACCUAAGGCAGGCGGAGGUCUCGAGGAUCUACGCCUCUGCCUCUUCGUCUUCUCCGAUUCAAACCGUAGAGACUGAGCUCUGAUCGAUCAACUUCUACACAAACGAAACUCCUCUUUUAUUUCAUCAAUCAAUUUUGUCUUUAUGUUUUCGUUUCAUCUCCUUAUGUUCCUCCUUCUUUAUAUACUGAUUCUCUUUUCUCUGUACAAACACAAACCCUACCAACUUCUCAAAUCUCAACCAUGGCGACAAAACCGAAUGGGAAGUCUCCCGUCUCAUCCGCCUCUGAUGAAAAAGUCAUGUUCUUCCGAGAUGUCUCACUGGGUCCCCACGAAACUCAGCUGCGGUUCCGUCUGAUCCACUUCUGAGAGGCUUGGAAUCCAAUUAAGAAGACGCUUAUCGGCCUUGAGAUGCUCCUCAUCGACGAACAGGUUAUGUGAUUUUGUGAUCUUAACAACGUAAAUGUAGAAAUAAUUUACGGUUUAUAAUUAUGCCUUUGUGUGAAACGAAAAUCUCGAUUAGAUGUUUUUGUAUAACCCCAUUCAUAGAUCAUCACGAAAUUUUCUAAUUUUUUUACGGUUUAUUAUUAUGGGCUACCAUUUUUACCAAAAUUGUAGGCUAAGAUGUUUUAAUAUAAACCCCAUUAAAAGAUCAUAACGAAAUUUACAAUUUGUGCUCAGUUUAUAAUUAUGCCUUUGUGAUAACAUGAAAUUCUAGGACACAACUAAGUUCAUUACUCAACUAAAAUAUUCAGAAACAUUUUGUUCUGUUAUUUAUUUCGUUUUCGUCUUAUGUUUUUCUUCACAGGGAACUGUGAUUCAAGGAUUUAUUUCGCCAGGGUGUAUUGAAAAAUAUUUGAGUAGAAUGAAGCGAGGAACAGUUAACAAGCUCGACAACUUCUAUGGAUCGGGCAACAAGUCGGUUUAUCGGGUUUCUGAGCAUGCCGUUACCGUGUCGUUAUCAUGGAACUCUGAACUGUCGGUUCUUGAGGACAUCACCACUCCUUUUUAUGAAGACAGAUUCCGGUUUCAUUCAUACGAGGUUUUUGAAGCAAACUGUGACCUCAAAGGAGACCUCUACGUUGGUAAAUGGACAUACUCUCACUGAGCGUCCCGUCCUUGACGAAGUGCAAAUAGCAGCUGCGAGGCAUCUUCUGGUUCAUCUGCAAUUACAUGAUGGACCUGUGAUUAAGCUUUACCUUUGGGACCAGGUCGCAACAGAGUUCUGCAGAAAAUUCAAGUCCUGCGAAACCACUCCCACCGUGUUGCUGGUGACGACCGUUAACACAAAGCGUCUAGGAGGUACUCUAGCCCUCACCUCAAUGUCCUCCUCACGUGUUUUUAUAGAUUUUGAUGUCCAGCCUACCAUUGAAUACUUCGCCUGGUUGGGAUCUAAUCCAGAGAUUGCUGGGAAGGUUAAUGCGGAUGUGGUCACUAAACGUGAGCAACUGACAAUAGGAGAAAUUUUCACCUACAUCAAGCAGGAAUCUGCCAAGGAGACUUUCUUUGAGUGCACGGCUACAAUUGAUGAUGUCUACCAUGGCUCUGCUUGGUAUUAUAUUGUGUGCAGUGGAUGCAACACUAAGGCUACCAAAGGAACAACUUCUCUGAUGUGUGCAAAAUGUGGAAAGGUUAACAUAGCUGGUGUUGCACAGUACUGUGCAAGGUUAUAUGUUUAUGACAACAGUGACCAAGCUGUUUUUGUACUACUUGGUGACGUUGGGCGUGCGCUAACUUGAAGGCAUGCAUCGGAAUUAGUUAGCAGCUACUUUGAGGCUAAUGCUGACAUAGGAGUUGACCAAGAGGUGCCUGUCCCGGAAGCUCUAAUCAACACCAUCGGACAAAGACACAAGUUUUCUGUGAAGGUGACAGAGCACAACUUAUCAGGCAAGACCCGAGCUCUAACUGUGACCAAGAUCCUCCCUCUAGACACUCCAACUGAAACAGAGACCUUGGCAGGACACAGCAUUGCUGCAACGCCCAAUGAAACGUUCCAGACUGGAAAUGAUGUGUGUGAAGCUUCCAAAAGCCGUGUAGGUUCUGCAGAUGCGGGGAGUAAGAGGUCGUGUGACAACGCAAAGGUGGAGGAAGCUAAACGCCCAAAGUCUGGAAACUAGGAUUUUCAUUCUUCUUCUCAGAGGUUGCAAGUUCCAUUGCACUCAGUCUUUGUUCUCAGUUUAGAUAUCCACUCAUGCUUUCCUUUUACCUUUGAAUUUUCCAGAGUUUUUUUUCACUUUGCAAGCAUUUUGUCUCAUUUGCAUGAUUAUUGAUAAUAAUCAGUGUUGCUCUAUUUGGUUAUGAAUUAUAUUAUCUUAUCUCAUUUGAUC